GUAAUAUUUGCAUGGUAUAUCUGGUCCUCACCACCACCACCACCAACAUCUCGACCGAUUUCGAAAACUUGUCUCUUCUCUCCACAUAUUAAUCAUUCUUAGCAGUAACAUUGUUUAUAUCCAACCCCUUCGAAUAGACCAAGCGGGAAUACCGCCAGCAAAGCAUCAAACUUUGGACACCGAUCCUAUCGCAGUCGACAUAGGAAGAACACGAAGACGGGGACAGUCUUACGGCUGUGACGGGAUCCUUGGCAAGCCAUUGCGCCGCACCCUCACACACACACACAUCAUCGCCGUCAGCCAACGACAAAGCUCUCACUGGCUAGCUGCAGCUUUCGUAGGACAUCUUAUCUCACCUCUCACCGCGCGCGCAAAACCAACCCCGCCUUUUUCCCCCGACAAGUGAACCAACCCUCAACUCCCAAUCCAAGCAAUUCGCAACACAAACUCAGUUCGCAUCGCAAUCGCAUAACAACAAUCGCGUCGACAAGAUGCUAUUCGCCAUUUUCUUCUCCUUCUGGCGCUUCCUGCAAAUCAUCACUCUGAUCCCGACAAUAGGACUCCUAGCAUACUUCGUCGACGGCUACAACAAGCUCAACGCCCUGACACCAACCUACAUCCUCGUGCUCUUCAUCGUGUCCGUGCUCGCGGGCGCCUGGGCCAUAUUCACCAUCUUCUCGUACCACCGGUCCUCCACAAACGCCUCCUUCGUCGCGCUCAUCGACAUCCUCUUCGUCGGCGCAUUCAUCGGCGCCGUCUACGCCCUGCGCUUCAUCGCCGACGCAGACUGCACCAAUGUCACGCGCGGCUCCUCCGUCGACGUGUCUCUCGGCAUCUUCGGCAGCGCCUCUCUGAACGGCGUCCGCGUGAACGUCGACAAAUCGUGCGCCAUGCUGAAAGCUGCUUUCGCCUUCGGCAUCUUGAAUGCUAUUUUCUUCUUCUUCACAGCGGCAUUGGCGUGUUUGCACGGCGAUCGCCUGAGCGCGGGGGAGAGGAAGACGUAUGUGCGUGAGAACCACUCGCAUCGCCAUAGUCAUCGGUCUAGCGCCCCGCACUCAAGACAUUCGUCGCAUCACUCGCAUCGGCGCGUGUAUGUCUAGGAACAGACAAACAAGACAUGCUCACGGGUUAUUUGGAGUGGAACUGAAAUCGGCGAAAUAGCCGCUUUAUCCGCCCAAACAACAUGAAUCUUCUCCUUUUUUCACUUUUACUUAUUGUCUUUUUCGAAAUGUGUAUAUGCGGUGUAUUUCGGACCAGAUGGGGUGAAUGGAUCGGUGUAUAGAAUCGGGAAAUAUCAGACGGGAAAGAAAGCGCAAAGCAAAUCAACGAACGAACAAAUAAACAAAAAACUAAGAAUUAGGUACAUAUAUUACCCAGGGUUACUUGUAUGGACUUAUACAUACGCGCAGACAAAGAUCUGGGAAGAAUAUCUGGGUUGUUUUUAUUUUUGGACCGGAUCGGAUCGGAUGGAAUAGGCAGGCGUGUGGGAGAUACAUCUUCUGGAAUUGAAUGAGCUGGGACGGGCGGAGGAAAGCAAGCAAGCGAGGGAGAACCAGGAAUCCCUUUGCUCUUUGGCACGAUUAUGACGAUGUAAUGCCUUACUAUGACUACUUCUACUACUUUAGUGUAUAUACCAAUUCAGUGCUUUUUUAACUGUUCAUGUUACGACUAGUUAUUAUAUUCCGCCUGUCUGCUUGUUAAUGCAUUCAUGAGAACUUAGUAGGGGAUAUGGUUGCGUAUACGAGGCUAGAAUCAUAUAAGACACUCCACGCUCUGUCAACCUACUUACAUAUCUACUUAGAGAUGGAGGAAAUCAUGUCACUCAGUUAUCAUAAUAAAUAUGUGA
Messenger RNA from Xylaria bambusicola, 1846 nucleotides. RefSeq lists its product as uncharacterized. The transcript has 2 exons. The coding region runs from base 492 to 1100 and encodes 202 amino acids. The record is from RefSeq and is a predicted model, not a curated record. Lineage: Eukaryota; Fungi; Ascomycota; Sordariomycetes; Xylariales; Xylariaceae.